AUGAAUGAUUCUCAACCAAUGCCUGGCCCUUCGGUCAGCUCAAGCUUCGCAUUACCUCAGAGGCCUAUCUCCAAGGCUGAGAGUCUAGAUCCAAGGGAGUUCCAAAUCAAUCAAUUGAGGCGGCGCUUUCGACCAACAGAGGAGAGUGAUGAGUCUGGAACGUCGCUCGCAUUUGGAAUGGCACCAUCUGAUCCUGAUUUUCCCUUUGAGCUGGACAAGCUGCAAUGUAUUAUGCACGUCCCACAAUCAUAUCCAGCACGUGGAAGGCCCACUAUUACAUUGACCAAUCCUGAAAUCGGGGACAACUGGAAAGCAAAUGUGUCGAGAGGGUUCGAUGAUAUCGUCGAUACCACGUUCAGGAGUCAGAGUCGAGGAACUCUGUUGGGUUGGAUGAACAGUCUUGACCGACAUCUGGAACGUUUACUCACAACUACUGAGAGAGGACCGACGCUCAAGUUCGUACCCAACAUUGGGGUAAAAGAACCUGCGGUGAAUGAGCCAGUGCAAAGCCAAAGAUUGCCAGCCGAGCCUCGUCCAAUUCAACCUGUCAAACCAGCCCCCACACGACCAUUGGUGGCCCAGCCUGCUCCCCGGGUUUUCACUGCGGAGGAGAAAGCCCAGGCUGAGAAACGAAGGGCGACUGAGACAAAGCAAAUUGAGGCUCGUCUUGGAAGACUUCCUCUAUUUCAAAAAUCCAAAGAUGAGGUCUCUUUUGUCAUUCCCAUUCAGCCAACCAAGGUAAAUCAACUUCCUGUGCCACUUCGACCUGUCAAGACGGUGAAGCUUCUGGUCCCUCAGUUAUACCCCCUGGAGCCGAGCUCUAUUGAGCUGCAAGGUGUUGAUGGCUCAGAAGCCCGAUCCGUUAAAACCGGUUUCGAGCAAUGGAUUGGAGACAAUGGCAGCCUGAAUCUGAUGUCUCAGAUCAACUAUCUGACGAGCAAUAUGCACAAACUUGCCAAAACACCAUUGAAAGAAGCUGCCCUGGUUUCUGAUCCCUUGCCUGAACCUAGUUUGCCCGAGGCACUUGAGGAGCCACAGGCUACGGAGGAUAGUUUAGUAGCUGAUCACGAUGAUCGGCCUCAUAUUCGUGUUGUUCCGCGACCUCCAGAAUGGGAUGUAACUGAGCAUGGCGAUGACAGCGAAGACCCAGACCUCUCGGAUUCCGAGGAAUACACGGAAGAAGAUGAAGAGGAUGGGGGAGCUCCAGUUCCAAAUCUCCCCGAGCCUACGACUGUUGGGCGUGGGGUUGCGCUGUCAUUUCCGUCAUUGGAGCAUUAUGGAAUCGAGCUUCUGGAAAUUUCCAGCCUUCAUAUCACAGUCAAAUGCGAACGGUGUAAAGAGCAUACAGACGUGAAGAACGUUCCACAUGUUUCAGACAAAAAUGGUGCAUUCUCCCCGAAGGUUGAGUCUUGCAGGAAGUGCGCCAAUGUUAUGAGUCUUGGAUUCCGACGGCAGCUGGUGCAUAUGAGCAGCAAUCGUGCGGGUUAUUUGGAUUUGGAUGGCUGCACAGUGGUUGAUCUUCUGCCUAGCAACUUCACGCCAACCUGUGCAGAGUGCUCGACGCCUUUCCCUGCACCAGGUGUGGUUGCAGUUCGUGGUGAGAGCGCAAUGGCUAUAUGUCGCCACUGUCACCGUAAAAUGGUACUUAAAAUCCCCGAGGUGAAGUUUUUGAUAGUUGGAAGUGCUGCAUUUUCGUCUCGUGAUAAACUUCCGAACCGGAAAAGGCCCAAGGAGGUUCUUGGUAUUGUCGCUGGUCAAGAAUUGCCUCGUCGUGGCCGCUGCACACACUAUGCCAAAAGUUAUCGGUGGUUCCGAUUCAGCUGCUGUGCAAAGGUCUUUCCGUGCGAUAAGUAUGUAUACCUAAUUCCUUGCUCAGAAUAUCUCCAGAAGCAGUGCCAUGACGCCGAGACUGACCAUCCCAAUGAACAUGCAAACCGCAUGCUUUGUGGUUUCUGUUCGCGGGAACAAAUAUACCGACCCGAAAACUGUGGAAUAUGCCGUGCAGUGCUGAUUGGCAAAGCAGGCAGUGGAUUCUGGGAAGGAGGAAAAGGUACGAGAAAUAGGGUGUUGAUGAGUCGUAAAGAUCCACGCAAGUUUAAGCGUCGUGGAGGAACGACACCAGGCGGUGCAAGUUCAUCGAAACGAAAGUAG
Messenger RNA from Aspergillus wentii DTO 134E9, 2151 nucleotides. RefSeq lists its product as uncharacterized. Lineage: Eukaryota; Fungi; Ascomycota; Eurotiomycetes; Eurotiales; Aspergillaceae. Bases 1 to 2151 code for a protein of 716 amino acids. Gene Ontology annotation, molecular function: zinc ion binding. The transcript has 9 exons. The record is from RefSeq and is a predicted model, not a curated record.